Anopheles darlingi is the source of this 715-nucleotide messenger RNA. RefSeq lists its product as uncharacterized. Lineage: Eukaryota; Metazoa; Arthropoda; Insecta; Diptera; Culicidae. Bases 26 to 709 code for a protein of 227 amino acids. The record is from RefSeq and is a predicted model, not a curated record. The transcript is spliced from 4 exons.
CCGAAAAACCGAAAGAUUCGUGAACAUGUCUGCUCACGAUUGGUGUUGUUUGAUCAUAGUUAUGUUAUUAGUUUGUGAACAUUCUUGCGAAUUAGAAACGGAUUCAAAUAAGCCCUGGGCACAUGGUUUUACUUUUGAGCUAUUGCAGAACCAACUUAGUGAAGUGCGCGGAAGCAUAUCGCAACUAGCAGAUAAUGUUAGCAAACAAUCUCAAACAGUGGCUUUGAGAAAAGAAAUAGAAUUGCUGGCAGAACGACUCAAGACCAUUGAACAGAGUAUGCAAAGAGACAGGACCACCCUAGCCAAUCAGAAUGCUGAUAAGCAAAGCAAACUGGAAUCUCUUCAGAACAUAUUCACGAACCGGCUAGACGGUAUGGAACCAAAAUUAAAUGAAAAAAUGACUAGCGUCCUACAGAGUAUCGACAAUUACAAAGACCACCUGAAAACUCUGGAAGCAAGUGUUAGUAAGGUGGUUUUAGCAAAUGAACAGCUGGAUAAGAGAGUUCAAGCAUUUCAGCAGAAUACCGAUCAGCAAAUGAAACAUCUGAUACAAAUACUGGAACGUACAGCGUACAACAAUCCUAUCGAAACAACAACCAAUAUCUACCAAAAAGUGUACAACUCCUGUGAUGACGUUCCGUCCUCUGGCCUGUGGAAAAUUCGUUAUGGAACCCAAAUUACUUCGACAACAUGCUUUAAGUUUAUUUAAACGACA